Molecule: messenger RNA, 1384 nt
Organism: Zingiber officinale
Lineage: Eukaryota; Viridiplantae; Streptophyta; Magnoliopsida; Zingiberales; Zingiberaceae
Exons: 8
Coding region: 276-1208 (310 amino acids)
Biological process (GO): CAAX-box protein processing
Cellular component (GO): membrane
Molecular function (GO): metalloendopeptidase activity
Source: RefSeq, a predicted model, not a curated record
AAAAGCCACUGCACCCUCUCCGAUGGCCACAAAUAUCUCGCCGGCUCGCGUUCAUUCCACCGCCAUUGGCCGUCGCCGCUGCUAUUUGGUCGCGAACAGUCGAGGAUUACGCUAUUCUGAAGUUGCGAUCUCAACCCUCAGCGCCUGCCUGAUGAUGCGGGAAGCGAGCUCCUUUCCUCUCCCGAGAUCGAGCAGCCGUCUGCUUUCCCCCUCUCCGAAGGUGUGACGACAUCAUGCCUCUGCCAUAGAAACAAUAAGCGAAAGGUGUUUUUUAUAUGUUGAUGGCAUGCGGGAUUUCUUGUUCGAGUUACCAUCUCUUGUUCAGUUCUGGAGAUGGAAGAGACUUAUUGGCAAGUAGGAAGUGUUGUCAUAGCCCUUUUCCUGGAACAAAGUUUCUGUCUACUAGUAUAUGCUGUGGCCAUGGGCUACAACUGAAAGUUUUUGCAUCAGGGAAAUCUGAAAAGAAAUUUAGAAAAGAUGGAAAAUCUUCCAAAACUUUUCCAAUAAAAGAAUUGCCUCUGAAAGAACUUAAAAGAAUACCAAAUGAGGUACCUUCAGAUGAUAAAGCAAAUUUUACCUCCAGCACCAAAGUGUCUGCUGAUAAAUAUCCUAGCCCUAGAAGACAUCAAGUGCUUCAAGCUUGCAUUGGUACAUCAUGCUUGCUACUUGCUCUAGGUGCAAUUCUUCGGCAGUUAACCCAUCUUGCAUCUGCAGAAGGAUGGGCAGUAGUCAACCCAUCAGGAUUAUCAUUUGAUUUUGAGAUGUGGCAUCUUGAAUUGAUCUUGGCACUUGUGAUCCUGAUAUCAUCUAGCCGAUAUAUUCUAUUGAAGACAUGGCCAGAUUUUUCAAAAUCAAGUGAAGCUGCGAAUCAGCAAAUCCUCAGUUCGCUUGAGCCUUUGGAUUAUGUUCUGGUGGCAUUUUUGCCUGGAAUUAGUGAGGAGCUCCUUUUCCGUGGGGCAUUGCUGCCGCUGUUUGGGCUUAACUGGAUGAGUUCUCUGCUAGUUGGAGCUAUUUUCGGAGUUCUUCAUUUAGGGGGUGGAAGGAGAUAUUCAUAUGCAAUCUGGGCAACGUGUGUUGGCUUUGCCUAUGGCCUCGCAGCGAUUAUUUCCUCAAGCAUCAUCGUUCCUAUGGCAUCGCACUCGUUGAACAACCUUGUUGGCGGUCUUCUAUGGCGCAUCACAUCUGUUUCAAAGAAACAAGAUGAGUGAUUCUGCAAAACAUCUUACAGAAUGAAUGCCACAUUCAUGGUCCCUUUUGUUUAAUGAACUCCAAUGUUUUUUUUUUAUGAUCAAGAGUGACAUACAUGCUGUUAGUGGUUGUAUAGGCAUGCGUCAUGUUCUAAACUAAGUUAAUCUUCAAACAAUUUCAUUUCAUUUCAUAUUAA